UGUCAUUCUGAAAUUAGAGUGACUGAGCAGGAUUUUUUACUAUUAAUAAGUAAUUUCUUGAAAGACUAUUCACAGCUUUUUCUCAACGCAUUUGCACUGGACGAAUCGAAUCCUUUUCCAACAUGGAGCAGUGCAACAUUAUGGACGUCAUGGAGGACAUGGCCUUUGAGUUCACGGUGAACAAGGAAGAGCACCAGCUCUUCAUCCACGACUCACGCAUGCUAUCCUUGGCCAUUCAGCAGCAGUUGCUCCAAGAUGGUGCGGUGUUCAGGAACCAACUGGGACAGCUCCACAAAACAGCCUCCUAUGUGAACAACCUGUGCCUGGACAUGCCGCUGAACUUUGAGAUCUUUCUGCCCAUCCGACUGCCGGAGGCAGUGGUUCCCACCUACGAUGAGCAGAAGCGCAGUGUGCAGUUCACCAGAGCCAACUACCAGCACCCGUUCUUCUUCGGCAAUGCGGUGAAUGUAAAGUGCUUGAACCUGCUGCUCCAGCGGGAACUGCAGCGGGCCAUUUCCAAGCUGAAGAGUGCCUCAUCCACGUGCACUGGGCGGAUCUACGACCUCAAGUACUCGGUGCUGAGCCUCAACCACGUGCCCUUCGUCCACCAAGUGGUGGCCCUGGAGCGGGGCAGCAAUGGGCAGCGUUUCAUCCGUUUCGACUUCGUUCUGGCCGUGGAGUUCAAUGGCGCAGAUAUGACACUGCCGCCAUACUUCAAGGCGCCGCUCAGCAAUCGAUGGCUUGCGUACGGCAGGAUGACUGUGGACGAGGAUCCCAAUCCGGCGGAGUGGGCUGUGCUGGUGCCGAAGUGGCAGGACUCGUCGCCCGGUGCCUGCCUCAUUGCCCUCAACAGCAUGGUCAUGCUGUUCCGCCUGAUGAGCGCCCAGCAGUGCUACUGCUUCGCCCUGCCCGCCUCCAUCAAGUUCGCCUUCGUCUUGGCCACCGAGGAGCGCGGCCUGGACUUCCAGCGGAUGAGCAUCGCUGAUUUGACAAUCACAACCAUGUUCCACCAGGUGUUUGGCAACCUGUACAAGGCGGUGGCCGGGAACACCAACGGCGACAAGGCCACCAGGAGCAGUCGCCUGAUGGCCAUACGGAAGCAGUUGCUCCGUGCCCGUGGCGUCUACGCAAUGCUGGCGGAUGCCGUGCUGCGCAACUCGAUCCCCAGGGAUUUUGUGAACGCCUACUAUUGGUACAUAGACAUCUCACCGCCGCCGGAAUGUUUCUAUCAGUCGCUGGUCGAAGUCCGGAACACCGAUACCCCGUUGAAGAGGAAGAGGUGGACCUCUCUAAGCGGCAACUGGAGACCGACAAAAGUUUAUGUGAAAAACAGACAAUUAAUUUGUUUUGCAGCGCAAGAGGGACAGCCAGGACAACAGGACUCGGUCGUCCAGGACACAGGACACCAGCGGAGGACCCAACAAUUUCGUGCUUGUUGGCAAAGAAAAUUUACGUGCCAAAGACAAUUGGUAGAUUCAGCUCAGGCAAAGAAGUCGAAUCCGGAGCAACAUCCCGGCACGGUGCAAAUGGUCAAACAUUUUACGCUUUUUGUUUAAUUAAAAUUGCAACAGGCUACGAAGUUCUCAUUGCAGCAACAGGAGGAUGGCGAAGAAAAUGCGAAAGUAAAAACACUGAAACACAUGCUAAAAAUAA
Drosophila santomea is the source of this 1653-nucleotide messenger RNA. RefSeq lists its product as uncharacterized. Lineage: Eukaryota; Metazoa; Arthropoda; Insecta; Diptera; Drosophilidae. The record is from RefSeq and is a predicted model, not a curated record.